Molecule: messenger RNA, 3282 nt
Organism: Notolabrus celidotus (New Zealand spotty)
Lineage: Eukaryota; Metazoa; Chordata; Actinopteri; Labriformes; Labridae
Gene: yaf2
Product: YY1 associated factor 2
Exons: 4
Coding region: 168-734 (188 amino acids)
Biological process (GO): positive regulation of DNA-templated transcription
Cellular component (GO): nucleus
Molecular function (GO): DNA binding; transcription coregulator activity
Source: RefSeq, a predicted model, not a curated record
ACCCAGCCUCUGAUUGGCCCUACUCGGUCACGUGACCAUUUCCCAAGCGGAGUUUCCACGACAGCUGGAAGCCGAGCGGCACAGGCGCAUCGCUUCUUUGCUAAAAAAUACUGGAAAUAACACGACUUCUGCUCGUCUCAGCACCUCCAGAGAAACCCUGGUCUGGCAUGGGCGACAAGAGGAGUCCCACAAGGCCGAAGCGUCAACCGAAGCCCUCCUCCGACGAGGGGUUUUGGGACUGCAGCGUCUGCACGUACAAGAACACGGCAGAAGCUUUUAAGUGCAUGAUGUGUGAUGUCAGGAAGGGGACAUCAACAAGGAAACCUCGUCCCGUCUCCCAGCUCGUGUCGCAGCAGCAGGUAACGCAGCAGUUUGUGUUGCCCUCACAGCCCAAAAAGGAAAAGAAGGAGCGCGUGGAGAGGGAGAAGAGCGACAGAGAGCCGGCGCUUAAGAAGAACAGUCACAAGAAGAUGAGACCAAGGUUAAAAAACAUCGACCGCAGCAGCGCCCAGCACCUCGAGGUGACGGUUGGGGACCUGACAGUCAUCAUAACGGACUUUAAAGAGAAGGCAAAGCCCACGUCCACCUCCACUACGUCGUCGUCGUCCAGCGCCGCGUCCACGGCCGACCACCACAGCCAGAAUGGCUCCAGCUCGGAAACAACAGAGAAGGGGCUCUCCCGCUCGUCCUCGCCCAGAGGAGAGGCCAGCUCAGUCAACGGGGAAUCCCACUGAGUCAACCCCAGCUCCACCCACAGCUCAUCUGCAAGCCCACAGGUCACAUGUGGAGCAUCCUGAAUAUCAUUUCCAGCUGCACAAUACUGACCUUAAACAAGUCCCCCCCCUCUUUUGGAUAUCUUAGAGUUUACCAAUAAAUUAGAUUUAACCAGUUAAGCCGUUCAGAGAGUCUCCACAGAACUGGAAGAGUGCAUUUAGAAAGCAAUAUGACACACCUUUUGCUCUAUCCUCCGAGAUUGUAGUGUUUUACAUUUUUAUUUGGACAUUUGGUGCAAUCGAAAGGAUCCCACAUGCUGUCUGAGGCUCAACAGAAAAGUGAGCCGGACAGUUUUACUCUGAUGAGGAAUUUCUUCAGGAUUUUCAUGACCAGUGUCAUAGUUCUGUGGGAUUCCCUCCAGAUGCACCUACUUUCUUUUAUAUGUCUUUUUGUUCAACUAAAUGUGCAGCCCCAUCUUUGACAUCAUCUUCAGUGGCUGGCAGAGUGACCUAUUCCUCUCCCUUGUGGAAUUUUCAGCCUUCAUCUGGAAUCUCCACUUCCCUGUUAAAGACCUUUGACCAUCAGCGUCCUUAUACUGAACCUUCGACCUCACAGCGACCCGUUGAUCUUUAUACUCCAAACUUUUACUUCUGAACUCCCUCUGCUGAAAGAGUGACUUUUUAUGAUGCAAGAUUUGAUGUCUCAGCAUAAUUUUUGGAGCAGGUUGCUUAGUCCAGUCGAAGCUUGUUAGAGCUGUAUAAAGGCGCUAGGAACAUUUUGAUAGAAGCCCUCUUUUAAAUGGUACAGGAAGGUUUAUCAACUGACUUAAAGGAUUAUACUGGUGUGCACUUCAGCCCUCUAUUUGUCCUUAUUUGGAAGGGUUCUGGUACCCUGGUUACUUUAGUUUAAAAAGUAAAAUGGAGAGAAUUAGCAUAAUCCCGCUAUAUGCCGAUUUUAGCUCAAAACUUUGGUUAUAUGACCCUUGUAUAGACCACCAUGACCAUCCAUGAAUGUGCUUGAAUAGUCCUUUAUUUGCUCUGGAAAUAUCAGAACUAAGUGAAAUGAACUGUGAGUAUUUAAAUGGCUGCCAUAGGAUCUGUUGGAAUUCUUCAAAAGCUAAGGAAGGAUGCUUUAAUGGUUCCCUUGGUAGCUUCGAUAGCUCAGGCUACAUAAGAUCAUCCUUUCUGAAAGAAAAUGAGAUAGCAUGGUCCCAGAAUUCCUUGCAGUAUCAACAUUUUAACAUGUUGAGGAAGACACACAGGACAUACUUUAAUUGACUAUUUCACUGCAGUCCAAAUCCAGCUACAAAAGUUCUAACUGCCCUUAGGCCAGCAUGAAUCAGCAACUUUUUUUUAAGCUAGCAGCUGGUAUAGGCAAUUUAGCAGUUGCUAGCUAGUUAGCUUAUGAUCAUUUUAUUAAGUGUUUCACCUAGUCCAAAUCUAGCAAACACCCUCUGGAUAGCAAGAAUUGGCAAAAUUUGAAGCUAACAGCAGGUGAAGAAAAUCAUUAGCAGCUACUAGCUAGCAAAGCUAAUUCUAAGCAUAACCCGAACCAAAGCUUGAGUUAGGGUAAUUAUUGGGAUAAAUAUCUUAGAUGGUCAGACCAAGAGGUGGCUUAUGUUGGCAAAUGUCUGUUUGAUAUGCAGGUAGGCAAUACUCUGUAAACAUAUUCGCCUUAUCAGCUAACAUCUGUCUCUUUCAGACUUCCCCUUCUGUCUUUAAUUCUUCACAUAUGCUCUUACAGGUGCACAAAGUCGUGUGCCUUUUUUUCUUUUUUUAAUUUUGCCUGCUUUUGUUUUCUCAAGAACUGAUUAUAACUAGUAAAUGUACAAAGUAGUCAUGUGGCUGUUUCUGUGAACUACUCCGGUAUUCUCCUUUAAAAGCUGCAUAAACAGGGCUGCACACUGCUUUCUACAGUGGACCCAUCGUGGAUCAACACCAUUAAGAACCUGCUGUCUGGACAUGCACAUUUAUCAGCUGGAUCGGUGAUGGCCUGCAAAGAGAUGGACUUCAGAAACUGUUACAGUUCCUCCAUUUUGAUGUAGCAAAGUGGGCGGAUCUAUAGAACACACUAAACUCCCAGCAGAACAACUUAUAGAUCAACUUAACUAUACAAUAACUUAUAAAACCUGUAGAGUACUACACAGAUAAAAUGGAUAUUUCUAAAAAAUAUUGUACUACAAUGUUUUGAUGUGGUUGUAUUAUCCAUCAUACCAGUGUUAUUGUCGAGAUAUUUCCUUUAACAUUUUAGCACAGAUCCUGAGAACUGUCAUGGCAUGAUAAUAUUAUGGUCUCAGUAUAUUGUAAGACAGGCUUUGUUAGUUUGUUAGCAUUGUUUAUUGUGUCACAGGUUCACUGCACUAGCUGGGACUAGGUGCUUGGACCAGUGACAACUGUUCGGAUGGAUGUUUAUUCAGUUGUGGCAAAAAUGGACACUGAAAAAUAUGUUGGUGUCACUUGUUGAUAUUUUUUGUUUUGCUUUGCCAUGCUCAAUUGUUUUAAAUGUGUGAACUUGUUUAUUACAUGUCUGAAUAAGAAAAUAACAAAUACAAACAAAAAAUACCUUUCA